Messenger RNA from Ricinus communis (castor bean), 1175 nucleotides. RefSeq names its product short chain aldehyde dehydrogenase 1. NCBI's taxonomy places the organism in Eukaryota, Viridiplantae, Streptophyta, Magnoliopsida, Malpighiales, Euphorbiaceae. The record is from RefSeq and is a predicted model, not a curated record. The coding region runs from base 155 to 985 and encodes 276 amino acids. Gene Ontology annotation, molecular function: oxidoreductase activity. The transcript has 2 exons.
UAGAUGAUGUACAUCAAAAUGAUUAGAGAAUAGUCAUAAGGAGCUCUUUAUCACCUCCAGUUUCUUAUCUCACGGUACUAUGUUUUCUUGGUAGUUCCCAUUAAUUAAAGCAAACCUCAAAGCAUUGAGCUUGUCUUCAUUUAGGAGAAUCAAGAUGAGCACAAGUUAUACCAGCAAGAGGCUAGAAGGGAAGGUGGCUUUGAUUACUGGUGGAGCAAGUGGAAUAGGUGAAUCAAGCGUAAGGCUGUUUAUCAAACAUGGAGCAAAGGUCAUUAUUGCAGAUGUCCAAGACAAGCUUGGCAAUUCUCUUUGCAAAGAACUCGGCUCAGAAGAAAUCAUCUCUUAUGUCCGUUGCGAUGUAACAUGUGAUUCCGAUGUUCAAAACGUAGUGGAUUUCUCCAUUUCCAAGUAUGGAAAGCUUGACAUCAUGUUCAGCAAUGCGGGAAUUUCAGGUAAAGUGUAUCCCGGCGUUGUAGCCACGGAGAAUGAAGACUUCAAAAGGGUUUUUGAUGUUAAUGUCUUCGGAGCUUUCUUAGCAGCCAAAGAUGCUGCCAGGGUCAUGAUUCCAGCAAGAAAAGGAUGUAUACUCUUUACUGCAAGCAACCUUUCAGUGACUUGCAGCAAGGGUAUGCAUCCUUAUGUCGCAUCUAAGCAUGCUGUGGUUGGCUUGGCCAAAAAUCUCAGUGUGGAGUUGGGUCAAUAUGGGAUCAGGGUGAAUUGUAUUUCACCAUCUGCAAUCGUAACUCCAUUAAUGAGGGAAUUUGCAGGAGUAGAGGAAAUAGAGAAGGAGAAGAUCCAGGAAUUGAUCUUGGCUACAGGUAACUUGAAAGGUAUUCUGCUGGAAACAGAAGAUGUAGCAGAGGCAGCAAUUUAUUUGGGAAGUGAUGAGUCCAAGUAUGUAAGUGGGAUUAAUCUGAUGAUUGAUGGAGGUUUAAGUCUUACAAACCCCUCCUUUGAAAAGGAAGUUGAAAAAUUACACUCUUGAGUCACUCUAUUUUAGGUUUGAAAUAACUAGUUGGAUGUUUACGUAUAAUGAGAAGCUUUUAAUAAUUAAUCCCUUCUGUACGGAGUUCAGCUUCUGCUUUGUUUAGCCACUGAAAUUUUCUGUUGCUUCUAUAUAUGAUUAUGGGUCAAUUAAGCUUUUCUUAUAAUCCAAGAUAAAUUUUGGUUUGAUU